AUGACCAACUGUAGCAAAAGAAUGGGAGAAGAAAUAAUCACUACUCAUUAAAGAAUACCUCUAUAAUAGAAAGCCUAAACCUUUUUAGAAUUUUAUGAAAUUUUAACAUUUGAACAACAUCUAUAGAUGCUGCGGAAGAUUCAUUUAUCUUCUUUAUUCCAAAUACUUUAUUCACAGAAAUUUUUUAUGCUGAUGAUCAAAAGAAAUAUUUAGAUUUACUCUAAAGAAAUUAAAUCCAAAUAACUUUGGACUGUUAAUUAAAUAGUAAGGAAUUGA
Molecule: messenger RNA, 276 nt
Organism: Paramecium pentaurelia
Lineage: Eukaryota; Ciliophora; Oligohymenophorea; Peniculida; Parameciidae
Source: the annotation of a GenBank genome assembly